Molecule: messenger RNA, 2826 nt
Organism: Ectocarpus sp. CCAP 1310/34
Lineage: Eukaryota; Phaeophyceae; Ectocarpales; Ectocarpaceae
Source: the annotation of a GenBank genome assembly
GCUCCCUCGGUGUUUCUCAUCUCGCACAUCACCAGUCACACGUUCAUUUCCGCGCAACGAAGCAAAGACAGGAACCCUAGCAUAAUCUGGGCACGAUCGCUUGAGUGUGGUACCACGACGGACAGCAAGAAGGGCUACAUCGCUUCAGGAUUCCCGAAGCUAGUAGCAGAGUGCGCGCCGGGGGUGGUUAAUAUUGAAGUCUUUCCAACCGAGGGGCACGCGCGAUGGGUUCAGGCGGAGCCGCAGCGUGGGUGGAAAGUCCGCUGGCACUCGUGUUUGCCGUGUGCGCAUCUGUGCUGGCGUUGGCGCUCGGCAGCCGAAACAUGCUGCUGCACGCGCGCAACUACAACUUCCCUCGGACGCAGAAGUACAUAUUCCGCAUUCUCAUCGUGGUCCCGGUGUACGCCAUCUGUUCGUGCAUCGCCAUCAUCGGCUCCACAGGUGACGUGGUUGUGGUAGCCUUGAUCGUUCGCGACUGCUACGAAGCUUUCGUCGUGUACUCUUUUCUUACCCUCAUCCUCGAGCACGCGGGGGGCGACUACAACUGCAUCGAGCAGAUCAAGCACCUACCACCGGUGCCGCACCCUUUCCCACUGUGCUGCUUGGCUCGCGUGCGUCGGGACGGCACCCUCCUCCGCCUGUCGAAGCAAUCGACCCUGCAAUUCGUGGUGGUGAAGCCGACCAUGGCCAUCCUUAGUCUCCUCGCCCUCGCGCUUGGGCAGUACUACUCCGACUCGUUCCAGGUAACCCUUCUGGUGGUGUACAACUCCAGCUACAGCGUGGCGCUCUACGGUUUGCUUAUGUUCUACAGGGCGUGCGGGCCCCUACUGGCGCCGUUCAGGCCUGUUCAGAAGUUUUUUGCUGUGAAGAGCAUCAUCUUCGCUACCUACUGGCAGAGUGUCGUCGUGUACUUCAUUCCCGGGCUAUCCUCGGAGCAAAUCCUCUUGUGGAACGACUGGUUAAUCUGCAUGGAGCUGGUGGCGUUUGCCCUGCUGCUGAACGCAGCGUUCCCGUGGCACGAUUUUAUCAUGGAGCACCACGACAAGCCGGUGCUUGAAAACGUCCGGGAGAUGAUCAACGUCAGGGACGUCUUCCAAGACGCGUACCACAGCUUCAUGCCGUCCUACCAAGACUACGUGGUGGCCAGGGACGACCUCGACCCCAACACGCCCGUCGCAGGCGGGGGGGGAGGGGUCGCACGCCCUGCGGGGGGUAGCGGCGGGAAGAAGGAGUCGCGGGUGGUUCGCACUCGGACGUUCCUUAUCGGCAACCUGGACAGGGGGAACAUGAGCAAGCCGACCCUGUCGACUGACGGGACUCAGUCGACCGACGAGAGCGAUAACCCCGCAGCCGGCGGCGGCAGCCACCCCGCUAACGGUGGUCGGGGUAGGCUAUCUGUCGACGAUGAGGACUUGGAGGGAGGCCUGGACGAGGACUGGGGGCACGACGUGAAUGUCAUCGAGCUGCAGAACAGAUUACCGGACACAAGCAGCAGCAGAGGGGGGGGCAAAAGCAAGCCCAAGUCAAAGCGGAGUAAAGGAGCGGCAGCGGCGGCAGCAGAGGUGGAAGCGGCGGCGGCGGCGGCGGCGGCGGCGCAAGAAGGGACAGCAGCGGCGGCGGCGGCCCCAAGUGGCACUGCUGUAAGCCAAGGCGUAGCUGGGGUGGCCGUUUGAAUGCAUCAACGGCAAUUCAGCAGUAUAGCCUUUGGAAUGGUUGCAGGGAGGCCAAGCAUCCUUCAGAGGUACACAGUGUAGACGUAAGUGAUGACACGCUGGUUGAGCGGGUUGACAGGUAACGGGUUGUCAUCUUGUUUUGCUCCUAUUGAGUGCAUAUUUUGUGCCGUUGGCCAACUGUCGGUCGGGGUAUGCCGGGUACAUAUUUACUAUUAUAUGCAUGAAGUAGGUGGUUCCGAUCUAGAUUUUUAUGUGGGGGCGUUGUAGCGUAGUGUGUGUGUGUGUGUGUGUUUGAGAGAGGGGUUAUCAGCCAGUUUAUCCUAGUGUUUAGUGUUUUCCUUGUAUGGGGAAGGUGCCACGCCGACAGGGCGAACACCCGUACAAGCGUUGCUGUGUCCGUAUGGUAUGGCAGAGUACAGCUGGAUUUACAGGUUGAGAGUGAAGUGAUGUAUGUUGGGAAUUUGUCAGGUGAACAGCACCUCGUAGCCUCUUGUGUACACGCAAAGGUGGAGAUGUCAAAACCGAAAACGAGUUGAGUGUCAUUACUUCAAUACUGACUCGGGGUCGCCGUUGGAACUUUUCCCUAGGAACCAGACUGGGGUCUAGUUGGUUGUCCACCCGUUACCCGGACAUUUGGUAUACCAGUACGAUUCAGUACCACACCAUACUAUAUACCGGGGUAUAUAUACAGGAUACCGGCAAAGUUGUUUUAGAUGGUAGGACAACACCCGUACAGACAUCUUUGGAGCGCCGCCAAAAGUACUUUGGUGUAUCCUUGAGGCUGAAGGGGCUACAAUAUGAUCUAGGCCAGGUGUUUGACAAUUGGCAACGCCUACCUUCAGGUGGAUGCUUUUUUCCUUUGGCAAGUCGUACCAACGUUGAUCCAGCCCACUGCUGCUGCUGCUGCGGUCCUACAGUAUCACCAGGCACCAAGCAAGCGGCAAGGGCAACGCUUCACGUCCACUGGCGUAGUAUGUAGUCGAGCCUACCGGUGUGCUGCAUUUCGGUGUUGCUGUGUGAUUGAGUCUGUGUUGUAAUCUAGUACAGAGGGGGUUUGUUUUACCGCCGUGUAAUCUAGAGGUGAUACGUAGAAAGACUUGAGAAUUUGAACCGAAGAAUGAACAAAAGGACUGUUCGAAAAUCGCUUCUAGAU